Messenger RNA from Sesamum indicum (sesame), 1114 nucleotides. Its product is annotated as ras-related protein Rab7. Gene Ontology annotation, molecular function: GTPase activity; GTP binding. The record is from RefSeq and is a predicted model, not a curated record. Gene Ontology annotation, cellular component: vacuolar membrane. Lineage: Eukaryota; Viridiplantae; Streptophyta; Magnoliopsida; Lamiales; Pedaliaceae.
UGCAGAUGGGAACAGAAAAUAGAGCAAGUCGCCAGCUAGAAACAUCCGUUGCCAUGCUGUCUAGAGAGAGAAACGGUUGAAACGAAAGGAAAAUAGAGAGAGAAAGAGCAUCGGAAUCGAAUCAAAGUCCAGAAACUCAAAUUCGAUCGCCUCUGUGGGAACAGGUAGAGAGAGAGAGAGAGAGAGAGAGAAAGCCCGGCGCCUUUGUGCUUUUCGCAGUCGAGGAAUCUGAGAUCGGGUCAACUACCCAACCCGGACCCGAAAAGGAUGCCGUCCCGCAGAAGAGCUCUCCUUAAGGUUAUCAUCCUCGGCGAUAGCGGGGUGGGGAAGACCUCCUUGAUGAAUCAAUAUGUAAAUAAGAAGUUUAGCAACCAAUACAAGGCGACAAUUGGGGCGGAUUUCCUGACAAAGGAAGUGCAGUUUGAGGAUCGCCUUUUCACUUUACAGAUAUGGGAUACUGCUGGCCAAGAAAGAUUUCAAAGUCUUGGGGUUGCUUUCUACCGUGGUGCUGAUUGCUGUGUUCUUGUCUAUGAUGUCAAUGUGAUGAAAUCAUUUGACAAUCUCAACAAUUGGAGAGAAGAGUUCCUAAUCCAGGCUAGCCCAUCAGAUCCUGAAAAUUUUCCAUUUGUUGUGAUUGGCAACAAGGUUGAUGUGGAUGGUGGAAAUAGUAGAGUGGUAUCUGAGAAAAAGGCUCGGGCUUGGUGUGCCUCAAAGGGGAAUAUUCCUUACUUUGAGACCUCUGCCAAGGAAGGUACCAAUGUUGAGGAAGCAUUUCAGGUUAUUGCAAAGAAUGCCUUGAAGAGUGGAGAAGAAGAAGAAAUAUACCUGCCCGACACAAUCGACGUGGGUAGCAGCAGUCAGCAAAGGUCAACUGGAUGCGAAUGUUGAACAGAGUUAUAUGAUUGGAAAGUUGCUGGGAUGCACCAAGAAACAAUUGAUUAUUCUUGUGUUCUCCAUGUUGUUCUAAGUUCACAUUUGUAUACUAGUAAUGUGUGUAUUAUGGACCGUAUUCAUGUCCUUGUUGGUUGAACUUGCUUGCUUGGUCACUUUCAAUGUAUACUCUACUGUUUUCAUUUGAGUAUUUGACAAAAUUGCAAGUAUUCUUCGGUAAGCA